AAAAAGAUGGAUGAUGAUGAGAAAGAAGAAAAGAUUAAAGAAGGGGAGUGUAAUGGAAUAGGGGUUGGGAAUUGAAAGAAAGAAAGAAAGAAAGGACAAGAACUCCAGCGACUGCGCAACCAAGUCAAGCACAAACAUUUAUUGUUGAGAAGGUUACUGUAGAACCCAAGGAUUUAGUUCCAAAAAGAUACUCUCUCUCUCUCUCUUUCUCUCACAUCAUCCCCAACGUUGUUAGUGAUGGUGCAAUCAAGGAAGUUCAGAGGUGUCAGGCAGCGUCAUUGGGGUUCUUGGGUUUCCGAGAUUCGUCACCCACUCUUGAAGAGGAGGGUGUGGUUAGGGACAUUUGAAACUGCGGAAGAAGCCGCAAGAGCCUAUGAUCAAGCUGCAAUUUUGAUGAGUGGCCGGAAUGCCAAGACCAAUUUCCCCAUCACACACACACCGGACGGUGAUCCAAAGGUUGUCAGCUCCACCGAGGAAUCGGCGGCGCAUUCUUCCUCCGCCUCCAAUAAGGAUCUAGAGGAGAUUCUACACGCCAAGCUUCGAAAAUGCGGUAAAGUUCCUUCACCUUCCAUGACAUGCUUGAGGCUCGACACGGAGAAUUCACACAUUGGUGUGUGGCAGAAGCGCGCUGGCCAGCGUUCUGAUUCCAAUUGGGUCAUGAGGGUUCAGCUCGGUGCUGGAAACAACAAAACUAGUGGUGUUGCCAUGAAUUCCAUGGUUGCUUCUUCUUCUUCGUCUUCGUCUUCGUCUUCUUCUUGUGAUCUUCUUCAGUCUCCGUCGUCAACCGUAUCCGGUGGUGAUCUGGUUAGGGGAGAGAUGGAUGAGGAGGAGAGAAUCGCAUUGCAGAUGAUUGAAGAGCUUCUCAACAGAAAUUGUCCAAGUCCAUCGUCCUUCAACAAUAACAACUUGGAUGAAACGGGUGUUCACCAUGACCAUAAUAAUAAUGCUACCUUCUUUCUUUGAUAAUUUUCAAAAAUGUUUAUAACCAUUUAUUUUUUUAUUUAUAAUACUUUUAAGUUAUAAAGAAAAAUAAAUGGUUAUAAAUAACCGAAGAUGACAACCAAAAAAUUGUUCCUAGUAACAUAAGUAUUUUUUUUUUCUAGUAUUAUGGUAUUCACGUGCUGAUGUCACAUCGAUCUUCACAAAAGUUCAUUUGCUGGGAGGGGAAAGGGUUUUAUUAGUUGGGUGGUUUUAUAUCCUAUCAUUGUAUGUUUAUGAUUAAUGCUAUUUAGGGGUAAAAAAUUGUAUAAGAAUGGAAAUUCAUAAAUAGAGAAAGGCAUAUAUAUAUAUAUAUAUUACAAAAUCUUUCUCUCUUUUUGUGAAUAUCUGUUCUUAUAUAUAUAUUCUUUUACAGCUAAAUAACAUUACUUUUUCUUUUUUUGGUCUAAAGUGUUUUUUUUUUCUGGGUUUCUUAAUUAGAAAUGUAGAUAUCUAUAUAUAUAUAUUCAUGCGCCGAGCCCAAAGAAUUAGAGGACCUUUGGGAUUUGAAGGGGAAUAAAAUAA
This is a messenger RNA of Arachis stenosperma, 1503 nucleotides long. RefSeq names its product ethylene-responsive transcription factor WIN1-like. The record is from RefSeq and is a predicted model, not a curated record. The transcript has 3 exons. The coding region runs from base 238 to 963 and encodes 241 amino acids. Gene Ontology annotation, molecular function: DNA binding; DNA-binding transcription factor activity. NCBI's taxonomy places the organism in Eukaryota, Viridiplantae, Streptophyta, Magnoliopsida, Fabales, Fabaceae. Gene Ontology annotation, biological process: regulation of DNA-templated transcription.